AUGAAUUUUAAAAUUCACUGCCUCUUACUUAUCCUCACUUUGUGCGUGCGAGAGGGUUUGACGGAGGAAUAUGAAGCACACCUUGGAGCUAAGACAGUCCUCUUACAGAGAGUGAAGCGUCAGAGCAAACCAGCAAAGCCAGUGCUGAAGGUGACAGACUACUAUGUGAGGUGCUCGGUGGUGUCCCGCUAUGCCCUCACCACGGUCCAGAGCUCAGUGUGGAACCAGCUCCCCAUCAUCAAGGAGGCUGCUUUUGAAGUGGACCUGCCCUCCUCUGCGUUCAUCUCCAACUUCACUAUCACCUCCAAUGGCAAGGUAUAUGUGGCCCAGGUGAAGGAAAGAGCUGCUGCCAGGAAAAUUUAUGAUGCUGCUAAGAAGCAAGGAAAAACAGCCGGCCUCGUUGCUACCAAAGAGAGGGAGAUCGAGAAGUUUCGUGUGGCAGUGAGUGUGCCAUCUGGAGCACGAGUGUCCUUCUCACUGUCCUAUGAGGAGCUGUUACCUCGUAGACUCGGCCGCUAUGAGCUCAGUUUGGGUCUGAGGCCAGGACAGCCUGUCCAGAACCUCACAUUAGAUGUCAGUAUUGCAGAGAGGACGGGCAUCAGUUUCAUCAAGGUCCUUCCGCUGAAGACAAGCCGAUUGCUUUCCAACACUGUCCAAGGUGAUGGGGAGGCACCUGCCUCUAUUCAUAUAGAGAGGAGUGCCGGCUGUGCCCGAGUUCGCUACACUCCCACAGUACAGCAGCAAAACAGUGUCUCUUCCAAAGGCCUCAAUGCCGACUUCAUCAUUCAGUAUGAUGUGGACCUCAAAGACCUCAUGGGUGAUGUGCAGGUGUUUGAUGGCUACUUUGUGCAUUACUUUGCACCCAGAGGGCUUCCUGUGGUUCCCAAAGAUGUCAUUUUUGUCAUUGAUGUCAGUGGCUCCAUGAUAGGCACCAAGAUAAAACAGACAAAGCAAGCCAUGGGCACCAUCCUGGGCGAUCUUAGAGAGGGAGACCACUUCAAUAUCAUUACCUUCUCAGACAAGGUUCACACUUGGAAGAAAGGACGAACAGUGCGGGCAACGCGGCAGAAUGUACGAGAUGCCAAAGACUUUGUCAAGAGGAUUAUUGCUGAAGGAUGGACCAAUAUCAAUGCAGCUCUGCUCUCAGCUGCCCAGCUUGUCAACACCUCUCCCCUGGGCUCCUCCGGCCAGACCUCCUCUCGUCGUGUCCCACUGGUAAUUUUCCUCACUGAUGGAGAGGCAACCAUUGGAGUAACAGCUAGUGAAACCAUUCUCAGUAACGCCAAAAACGCUUUAGGUUCUGCCUCUCUGUUUGGCCUUGCCUUUGGGGACGAUGCAGACUUCCCUCUUCUGAAACGCCUGGCCCUAGAUAACCGAGGUGUAGCUAGAAUGGUGUAUGAAGAUGCAGAUGCGGCCUUGCAGCUGAAGGGCUUCUACGAUGAAGUAGCCAGCCCCUUGCUAUCGGACAUCCAGCUGGCCUACUUGGAUGAUCAGGCGUUUGAUGUCACCCGCUCCCUUUUCCCCAACUAUUUCCAAGGCUCUGAGUUGGUCGUGACUGGGAGGGUUAAACCAGGGAUCAAGGAUUUAAAAAUAUCAAUGAGCGCCGUUGAUUCAAAGCAGAGGAUGAAGGUGCAGAGUAAUGUGCUGAUUCCCAAAGCAAAGGGAAAUGGGACUAAUUCACUAAGCUGUUCGGGAGGGAUGGAGGGGAUCUCCAGCUUUGUGCGUCGUCUCUGGGCAUAUUUGACCAUCAAAGAACUGCUGCUGGCCAAACUGAACACUACUGACCCUGCGGCUCAGAGGUUACUAACAGACAAAGCCACCAACCUCUCCCUGAAAUAUAACUUUGUCACACCUGUUACUUCUUUAGUGGUGGUUAAACCAGAUGCAGAUGAAGGAGCUCAACCUCCAACUACUAUAUCCACUACUACCACUGCAAAACCCAUCACCUCAGCUAGUACUGCCACUACUACAACCACCACAAUGGCUACUACGGCUAACAAAAUUGUAGCAGCAAAGAAACCCAGCUCACCUUCUAACCCCAGGCCUAACAAAACAAAACCAGACCCUCCAUCUGUUAUGCCUCCUCCCCCUCAGCCACCCUCCGGCCAUCCCACAAACACCCCGCAACCUAAGAAGACAUCAGCAACACCUACAAAAGCAAAAUCUGUGGCUCCACCAUCUAUCAAGAAAACCACUACCACUUCUAGUCCCAGUUCAGCCAAAACUGCCCCAGCACCUCUGUCUGGUAAAAUGCCCACUCCGUCACCAAAUGCUUCCAAAACAGCCUCUAUAUUUCCUGCUGGGAAGAUAAACACCUCGCUGCUUAACUCUCUGAAAACCGCCCCGCCACCUGCACCUGGAAAAGUUUCUACCCCCCAACCUAAUGUCAUUAAAACAAUCCCUCCCUCGACGAUGAGAACUUCUGCCACACUGACAAUGUCAUCUACCACUCCUCCAGUCAGAACCGAACCUGGACCCGUGCCUGGGAAGCCCCUGAUCCCGCAGCCCAGCACAGUGAGGACAGCUCUCCCUCCUGUCAGAGUUAACCUUCCCUCCUCAGAGUUGGAGAACAGCACCACAUCUGCCACAGAUGUCCGUCAGCCUGAAAUCACCACUACUCUGCCUGGGCUGUUGUCCCCCGUCUCCUCUCCCACACCGGCUCCAGCUCCUUCUGUAGAAGACAACAGCACAAACUUGGACAUAGACACAGACAUCAGCAUAGCCACCUUGGUGUCAGCUACCUUUGCCCCCAUGCCCGGUGUAACAGAUGGACCAAAACUGUGGGAGGCAGCAGGGCUUCUGGAUGUCUCUACCUCCAUUCAGAUUCAGCGAAAAGAUAUUGACCUCGUGAAAGACUAUGAUGCAACCUAUGACUACGACUACGAUCUCAACUAUGACACCUGGGGGGAUGAUACACCAGACACAGGAUCAUUUGUGCUUGGGAGUGAGGAGGACUGUCCUUUAGUUGAAUGUCUUGUCCUUUUAGAACCACCAUCCAGACUGAGCUCUGUCAGGGUUUUCUCCUCAUCAGUUGAUGGAGAUCCUCAUUUUGUGGUCCAGCUGCCAAAGCUACGUCAGAACCUGUGUUUCACAGUCGAUGGCAGGGCCAAUGAUGUUCUUAGGCUGUUGGAGGAUCCAGAGAGAGGGAUCAUUGUGGAUGGCCACCUGAUGGGCGCUCCUUCCAAGCAUGGUGUGGAAGACCGUUCCCGUACCUACUUCGACCAGCUCACCAUCACCUAUGCCAUGGGUGGGUCUUCUGGCAUUAUGAUCACACUCUCAUUAGACACUGUAGUGGUUGAAGGUGAGGGACGGGACAUCCUUCCCGUGAAUCAGCAAGGAUCUGUGGCAAGGCAGGGUGUGAGGGUGGCUGUGGACAACCAUCGGAACUGUUGGAUCGAGUUGGCGAAGGGCGUGCGUUUCCUGGUUCUAUUCCAUCACUACAGACAUCCCAGCUACCUGCAGAUGGCUCACCUGGGUUUCUACAUCACAGAUGGACAGGGGCUCUCUGCCUCCACCCAAGGUCUACUAGGCCAGUUUCAGCACGUUGGCAUGAGUGUGACUGUGGUGAAGGAUGUGGACGGAGGUGCUCACCGAGUCACCAAGGAAGGAAUUCUUGCCAGAGGGAUGCUCAGGUGGGGUUCAAAGCACAUGCCUGUCACCUUGCAAGACAAGACCCUGAAAGACACGGUGCGGAAACGCCACCUUGGCAAGUGCUGGGUGGUGCCCAAGGCAGAGGUAGAGAGACUGCUUGGUCAUCCAUACCAGAGCUAUGUGGUGGAUCAUGUGUAA
Messenger RNA from Myripristis murdjan (pinecone soldierfish), 3789 nucleotides. It is a transcript of the gene itih6, whose product is annotated as inter-alpha-trypsin inhibitor heavy chain family member 6. NCBI's taxonomy places the organism in Eukaryota, Metazoa, Chordata, Actinopteri, Holocentriformes, Holocentridae. Gene Ontology annotation, biological process: hyaluronan metabolic process. The record is from RefSeq and is a predicted model, not a curated record. Gene Ontology annotation, molecular function: serine-type endopeptidase inhibitor activity. Bases 1 to 3789 code for a protein of 1262 amino acids. The transcript is spliced from 17 exons.